Messenger RNA from Nerophis ophidion (straightnose pipefish), 765 nucleotides. RefSeq names its product eukaryotic translation initiation factor 4E family member 2 (gene eif4e2). Gene Ontology annotation, biological process: translational initiation. Gene Ontology annotation, cellular component: eukaryotic translation initiation factor 4F complex. Lineage: Eukaryota; Metazoa; Chordata; Actinopteri; Syngnathiformes; Syngnathidae. The transcript has 6 exons. The record is from RefSeq and is a predicted model, not a curated record. Gene Ontology annotation, molecular function: translation initiation factor activity; RNA 7-methylguanosine cap binding.
AUGGAUGGAUGGGAUGGCCAAGUUUGUGUUUCUAUCAAACCCAGUCUGAAAGAUGACGACAGCGGUGACCACGACCAGGACCAAGGCUCACCGAAAGACAGUGAGAAGGAAAACAUGGAAGAUGAGGACCAGGAGUAGAACUCUACAAAGAAAAAGAUGGUGGUCCCAGGGGCCGGUGAGCACCCUCUAUAGUACAACUACAGAUUGUGGUACUCCAGACGAAACCCAGGUCGACCAUCGAGCACUCAGAGCUCCGAGCAGAACAUCAGACAGAUUGGCAGCUUUGCCUCGGUGGAGCAGUUCUGGCGUUUCUACAGUCACAUGAUCCGACCAGGCGACAUAACGGGCCACAGUGACUUCCAUCUUUUCAAAGAAGGCAUUAAACCCAUGUGGGAGGAUGAUGCCAACAAGAUGGGCGGGAGGUGUAUCAUCCGUGUGAGGAAAGGCUUAGCGUCACGGUACUGGGAGAACCUGAUCCUGGCAAUGCUGGGAGAGCAAUUCAUGGUCCGAGAGGAGAUCUGCGGCGCUGUCGUGUCUGUCAGGUUCCAGGAAGACAUUAUUUCCAUCUGGAACAAAACAGCCGGCGACCGGUCUACCAGGGCCCGCAUCAGAGAUACACUGCGACGAGUCCUCAACCUUCCCCCCAACACCUGGCUGGAUUACAGGACACACAACGAUAGCAUUAAGUUUGCCCGCAGGCCAGAUCUGGCCCUCCAAGUCAUUCUAUAUGACCUGCAAAAGCCUGGAAAUAAUUUGUGUCAAUAG